Molecule: messenger RNA, 1518 nt
Organism: Pestalotiopsis fici W106-1
Lineage: Eukaryota; Fungi; Ascomycota; Sordariomycetes; Amphisphaeriales; Sporocadaceae
Exons: 5
Coding region: 1-1518 (505 amino acids)
Biological process (GO): carbohydrate transport; transmembrane transport
Cellular component (GO): membrane
Molecular function (GO): carbohydrate:proton symporter activity
Source: RefSeq, a predicted model, not a curated record
AUGAGUGGUGUACUUGGGACUCAAGCCUAUAUCCGAUAUUUUGAUAAUCCAGUCUCGUACCGACAGGGUGGCAUCACCGCGUCAAUGCCCGCUGGUUCGUUGGUCGGGUCAUUGCUCAGCUCGUUCAUUGCCGAUAAGUACUCGCGAAAGGUGGCUCUUCAGGUCUCUUGUGUCCUCUGGAUCAUUGGUGCCAUUAUCCAAUGCGCAGCUCAGAAUGUCGGAAUGCUUUGCGCUGGAAGAGUCAUAGCCGGGCUCUGUGUCGGCAUUGCCUCGUCGAUUGUCCCCGUCUAUCAAUCCGAAAUUGCGCCCAAGGAGAUUCGCGGUCGCAUCGUCUCCCUCCAGCAGUGGGCCAUUACCUGGGGAAUCCUCAUUCAGUACUUUAUUCAAUAUGGCGCUGCACAGGUUGGAGGUGGUCCAAACGACCCCAACCAGCCCGAAUCCGCCUUUCGUAUUCCUUGGGGCAUUCAAAUGAUUCCAGCAUUUAUUUUGCUCAUUGGUCUCUUCUUUUUCCCGUAUAGCCCACGUUGGCUGGCAUCUCAGGAUCGCUGGGAAGAGGCCAUCAAGGUCCUUGCAAGUCUGCACGGCGGUGGCGAUGUCAACCACCCCAAGGUACUGGCUGAAUAUCAGGAGAUUGAGGAUGCCCUUCGCUUUGAGCGUGAGGAAGCUCUUUCGAGUUUCAAGGCUCUUACACAGCCUCGAAUAUUUAAGCGAGUCUUGCUGGGCAUGUCGAUUCAAAUGUGGUCGCAGCUUUGUGGAAUGAACAUUAUGAUGUACUACAUUGUCUACAUCAUGAAGGGCGCCGACAUUGGUGACGAGCUCUUGACGUCUGCUAUCCAGUACAUCAUCAAUGUCGUCAUGACCUUGCCGGCGAUUCUCUACCUUGACAAGAUUGGUAGACGACCGGCUCUCAUCUUUGGCGCCUUUUUCAUGAUGAUCUGGCUCUUCAUCUCAGGCUCUUUGCAAGCAGUGUAUGGAAAACCAAAUGACUUUACCGACCCCAACCUAAAUCAAAUCACCUGGGUCGUCCAGGGCAACCGGUCUGCAUCCUCUGCCAUUGUAGCUUGCUCCUAUCUCUUUGUUGCAACAUUUGCUACAACCUGGGGGCCUACAUCUUGGACCUAUCCUGCCGAAAUUUUCCCCAGCAAGGUUCGAGCAAAGGCAGUGUCGCUGUCUACCGCCGCAAAUUGGUUCUGGAACAUGAUUUUGGCUUUCGGCGUUCCACCCCUCUUGUGGAAUAUCAACUGGAAAAUGUACAUGAUCUUUGCCACCUUUAAUGGGCUGUCCUUUAUCCACAUGACGCUGCUCGCUCCGGAAACGCGCGGCUUUACGCUCGAAGAGAUGGAUGACGUUUUCGAUUCUGGUCGUCCAGCGUGGAAGAGUUACAAAAAGGAGAGUCGUCUCGACAAAUUGCAAAAGGAGAUUGAGGACGGCAAGCUCAAGAUUGAUGCUCCAUUUGGACACAAGCAGACUCCUACAACUGUUGAGAAUGUCGCUGCGACUGAAGAAAAGACGGUCUAG